AUGGCCCCCGAGACCAAGUCUAAGAAGCGCAAGAGUGGCGGCGCUGUUGCCUCGCCCAGCACCAAGAAACUCAAGAAGGUCGACGCUCCCGCUCCCGAAGAACAGCCCGCGCCCGUCAAAUCAAGCAAGAAGUCCAAGAAGGACGCUCCCAAGCAGGAAGAGGAGGCCCCGGCUCCGAAGUCCAAGUCCUCCCGCAAGCGCGCCUCCGAUUUCUUCGACGCCGCCGAAGCGGAAGAGAAGGCCGCCGAGAAGCCCACUCCCAAGAAGUCCAAAAAGGCAAAGAAGGAGAAGGAUGAGGAACCUGCCGCGAAGCCUGCCUCUGCUGCCAAGGCUGUGAAUGGCAAGAAGCGUAAAGCUGCCGAAGAGCCCGCCCCGGCUGAGGAGUCCGCCGAUGAGGAGCAGCCCGCUGCCGACGGCAGCGAUGAUGAGAGCGAAGAAGAGGAUGACCAGACCAAGGCUCUGCUUAAGGGCUUCGAAAGCGAUGAGGAUGAGGAGGAUGGCGAGGACGAGGGCGAUCUCUCCAACCUCCCGUCUCUGCCCGACUCGAAGAAGCUGGCCAAGAAGUUGAAGAACGUCAAGGACGCCGAAAGCCCUGGCGUGAUAUACAUUGGUCGCAUUCCGCACGGUUUCUACGAGCAUCAGAUGAAGGCCUACUUUUCGCAAUUCGGCGAGAUCAGCCGCCUGCGCCUGGCGCGCAACAAGAAAACCGGCCGCAGCAAGCACUACGCUUUCAUUGAGUUCGCCAAUAACGAUGUCGCCAAAAUCGUCGCCGAGACCAUGGACAAGUACCUCAUGUUCGGUCACAUCUUGCAGGUGCGCCACGUUCCCGCCGAGCAGGUCCACCCCGAACUCUUCAAGGGCUCCAACAAGCGCUUCAAGCCUGCCCCGCGCAACAAGAUGCAGGGUCGCCACUUGCGUUUGGGCAUGGAUCGUGAAGGUUGGGACAAGAGGAUUGAGAGGGAAGAGCGGAGGAGGAAGAACAAAGAGGACAAGCUUAAGGAGAUGGGCUACGAGUUCAAGGCUCCGGCUAUCAAGAGCACUAGCAAGGUUCCUAAGAAGAGCCAGGCCCCUGCCGAGACUGAGGAAGCCCCCAAGACCCUGACGGAGAAGCCCCACAACGAAGAAGAUCAGGAGGUUGUCGAGGCCAUGGAGACCGCCAAGAAGUCCAAGAAGUCAAAGAAGAGGGAAAGCACUGGCGCAGUCGAGGAGGAGAAGGAGAAGGAGCCUGUGAAGGUCAAAGCGACUAAGGAGAAGAAGGCAAGCAAGCCCAAGGCGAAGAAGGCCAAGACUUCUGCGUGA
Lasiodiplodia theobromae is the source of this 1299-nucleotide messenger RNA. RefSeq names its product Ribosomal biogenesis protein gar2. Gene Ontology annotation, cellular component: nucleolus. The record is from RefSeq and is a predicted model, not a curated record. Gene Ontology annotation, biological process: maturation of LSU-rRNA from tricistronic rRNA transcript (SSU-rRNA, 5.8S rRNA, LSU-rRNA). The coding region runs from base 1 to 1299 and encodes 432 amino acids. The transcript has 3 exons. NCBI's taxonomy places the organism in Eukaryota, Fungi, Ascomycota, Dothideomycetes, Botryosphaeriales, Botryosphaeriaceae. Gene Ontology annotation, molecular function: RNA binding.